Messenger RNA from Amphiprion ocellaris (clown anemonefish), 3375 nucleotides. RefSeq names its product ribosomal RNA processing protein 1 homolog B-like. The record is from RefSeq and is a predicted model, not a curated record. The transcript has 16 exons. Gene Ontology annotation, biological process: rRNA processing. Lineage: Eukaryota; Metazoa; Chordata; Actinopteri; Pomacentridae. Bases 84 to 2939 code for a protein of 951 amino acids. Gene Ontology annotation, cellular component: preribosome, large subunit precursor; nucleus; preribosome, small subunit precursor.
AUCUGUCUGCGUCCAGCAGGGAAACGUGGGAAGAGGAGACAGUUAGGGAAGAGAGAAAAGGCUCCACGUGAACCAAUGUGAGCAUGGCGUCGAUACGAGAACCAGAGGUCCAGUUCGCACAGAGAUUAGCCUCCAACGAGAGGCCCAUUCGGAGCAAGGCUCUAAAAAAACUGAGGAAAUACAUAAAUGCCCGCUCACAGAGAGCGUCAGAUGGUUUCACAGGUGAUGAGCUGCUGAAGCUGUGGAAAGGCCUUUUUUACUGUUUGUGGAUGCAGGACAAACCUCUGCUCCAGGAAGAGCUGUCAAAACAGAUCUCCACUCUGAUCCACAGCUUCAAUGAUACUGACAAACAGUUGUUGUACCUGGAGAGCUUCCUGCUGACCUUCAAAAGAGAGUGGACUGGUAUUGACAGGCUACGGAUGGACAAGUUCUUCCAGUUGGUUCGCUUUGUCUUCAGACAAACCUUUGAAGCAUUGAAGAGGAAAAACUGGGAGAGCAGUGCGGUUUCCAAGUUUCUGGAGAUGCUGACAGCUCAGCUCCUGCAAAGCAGCAGUGAAGCACCAUGUGGGCUACAGCUGCACAUCCUGGACCUGUACCUGACUGAACUGGCAACUGUGGGCUCAGCAGAGCUCACCGCUGAUCAGAACUUAACAUUCAUCGAUCCGUUCUGCAAAACAGCAGCCAAAACCAAGAAUCAGACACUUUUCAGUGCCAUCUGCAGGAGCAUCUUCAGCACUAUUAUUGACCAGGCUCCCUUUGCCAUAGAAGAUUUGAUGAAGGAGGUGAAAGCAGCUGAAGCUUCUGAAGAGGAUGAAACCCAAAUAAAAGCCGGUAAAUCAAGUGAGGAAGAGGAGGAGGAGGACGACGACGACGAUGAUGAUCAUUUGGAAGAGGACACAGAGCUACUAAGUGAUGACAUUGGACCAGUACUGCAGUUUGACUAUGCAGCCUUGGCAGAUAAGCUGUUUGAAUUAGCCAGACGGAACAGCACACCAGGCCAGAACAGACAGAGACUCUACAAAGUCAUUAAAGUACUGCGUGACCUCAGUGAAGGCGUCUUUCCCGAGAGCGAGUAUCCAGAGGAGGUCUCCACAGAUGAGGACGAUGAAAUGUUUGGCAGCAGGAGGAGGAUGAAGAGAGGAAGAGGUCAUGUAGAAGGUCCUGAGGCACCAGCAGCAAAGAAAAGUAAAGGAAAGAAAAAGGAGGCAUUCAACAACCAACACAAGGACAGUGAACACAUAGAUGUAACGGUUAAAGAUGAAAAGAAAAAGAAUACAAAAGAAAAUGCACAGACACCAGAACAGGGAGAGAUUGUGGCUCAAGCUCAUUGUAAGAUUAAAGCGACUGAAGGAGGUCUGGACUGUUCACAAGUAGCACAUAUACACAUGUCAUCCGUAAAAGUUACAGAGCCCAGCACUCCAGAUGUCUCACAAGAAACUUGCCCCGCUGCCUGCAAUGGUCAGUCAAAAAAUCAGAAGAAGAGGGACACUUCUGAGGACAAACUUGAAGUCACAGAAACAUUAGAGGUGCAAGAAAUUUGUGCUACUGCAAAGUCAGAGAUAUCCUGUGAAGUGCCAGUCUCCGGGAAGAAGACUAAGAAGAAAAUGAAGGGUAUGAAAGCUACAGUAGAAAUGGACAGGACUGAGGAUGACAGAGAGAUCUCACCGGUAAGCUGUGAGGCGUCGGCAGAAGAAACCACAACACUGCCCAAUAAUGACGCUACAACGCCUGCCAAGAAGAAAAACAAGGAUCUGAAGGCGAAGAGGAAGCCUGAGGGGGCAUCACAGAUUAUCAGUCUGAGCUCAGAAACAGAUGUUACAUCCGUACGCUGUGAGGAUUCAGCAGAAGAUGGCACUACCACUGGACUCGAGAAGCUGACUGCAGCCAAGAAGAGGCAUAAGAAGAGGAGCCCGAAGGCAGAUGAAGCACAGAAGCUUGAGGCUAGCAUACAUGAGGUAGAGGCAGGGUCUGAAGCAACACAACACACCACUACUGUGUCACUUAAAAACAUGACAAAGAAAAAGAGCAAGCAGGAGAUAAAAAUGGAUCAGGCCAAGGAGCAAAUGGAUCAGACACUUGAAGAGCCGUCUGAUGCAAAUGAAAGCACUGUAACACCACUUGAGAAGAUAAAGAAACAGAAUAAAAAAAAACUUAAGACUGCUUUGGAAGAGGAAGGAACAGCAUCAAAAUGCUCUCAGAUGGUAGAUGCUGAGAAACUGCUGUUUGAAAUCACCAUGACAACACCAACAAAAAAGAAAAAGAUUCAUAAUGUGGCAGCAACCCACAUGAACAAGAUCAAAAGGAGCAUAGAUGCAGAGCUCCCAACAGAUGAAACUCAGCUUGUCUCAUCCUCUCGGAAAUCACCUAAGAAAAAGAGGAAGAUCCCUGUAACGUUUGAGUUUGAGGCUGAUGAGCUGGAGGCAGCUGCAUUCAGCAAAGGUGUUGCAGGAGAAGAGACUGUUGCCAAGAAGACAACACUGGGCAGUUAUGUUGGUGAGGCGUCCACACCUUUGAGCAGCAAAAAGUCUAAAAAGAAGGCAAGGACAGCCCAAGGAUCAGCAUUUGACUUCAUCACCUUUCAGAGCAAAGCUGUGGUCCCGACGCCACUCUUCUGCAAGACUAAGGGAAACCCCAGCACCCUGCUGUCCAGCAAGAAGAAGAUUCAAACUCCCAGUUCAGAAUCCAAGAAGGUGACCUUCGGUCUCAAGAAUAAUAAAACAGCUGAGUUUAGGAAGACUGAUCGCAGCCUACUGGUGAGUCCAGACGGUUCAUCACGAGUGCCAUUUGACCCACAGCAGAAACCCAAGUUUGGGGUCUUAAAGUCUUCGCCCAUUCCACUCUCCUCCAGCAUCAAAAAGACCCCAAAGAGCAACAAAACCAGCUCCAAUACUCCAAAGAGCACACCCAAACCACGACCCUUGGCGGCUGACUUUUUUUAACUUCCUGUGGCAGACAAUGGACAGAAAUGUUUUCUGUGAGCUCUUUAAUAACAGACCCAUUUGGAAAAAUAUGUCUACAUGUGUAUGUGAUAUCAGUGUUGGAUCUCAUUUCUUUAAGUGACUGUUUUAAUAAAGCUUCUCGUGCUUUCGGUUACAUAAUUUUUUUUUAUCAAAUGUUCCAUGUGUAUGUGAUAAAAGUAUUCUGCAGCAAACUAACUAUAGACCACUGUUAACCUUUGAAAGUGAGUUGAUUAUAUUUGCAGCAAUAAGUGUUAUUUUUUUAAGGAGAGUGGCACUCAAGAAAACAAUGUAGAGAGAUGCAAAUUAAUUACAUUCCAUUGUCUUUACAGAUUUGAGCAAGCAAAAAAUUGCCUCUCUUUAAAACCAUGCCUACAGGUCAAGGUGGUACAUUCAAAUAAAUGAUGCAUAAAAUGGA